AACGAAGGAGCACGAGACAAGGAUUCAUCAGAUUGAAGAAGAGGAGAAAGUUAUAUACAAUUCUUCUUCUUCUUCUUCUUCUUUCUCGAAGCCUCCUUUUUUUUUUUUAAUUUGGACUUUGGAUUUUGAGUCCCCUCAUUCUUUUUAUCUGAACAAAAAUGUUCAUCGAGAAAUUCAAGGUAGAGAGUCCGAAUGUGAAGUACACAGAGAAUGAGAUUCAGUCUGUGUACAACUACGAAACCACUGAGCUUGUCCAUGAGAACAGGAAUGGCACCUAUCACUGGAUUGUCAAGCCUAAGACCGUCAAAUAUGAAUUCAAGACUGAUACCCAUGUCCCUAAGUUAGGGGUUAUGCUUGUGGGAUGGGGAGGGAACAACGGUUCAACCCUCACUGCUGGUGUUAUUGCCAACCGAGAAGGCAUCUCCUGGGCAACCAAGGACAAAGUGCAACAAGCCAAUUACUUUGGCUCCCUGACCCAAGCAUCAACAAUUCGAGUUGGGUCUUUUAAUGGAGAGGAGAUCUAUGCUCCUUUCAAGAGCCUGCUCCCUAUGGUGAACCCAGACGACAUUGUAUUUGGGGGUUGGGAUAUUAGUGACAUGAACUUAGCAGAUUCCAUGGCUAGGGCCAAGGUGCUGGACAUUGAUCUGCAGAAGCAAUUGAGGCCCUACAUGGAGUCCAUGGUUCCGCUUCCUGGAGUCUACAACCCUGAUUUUAUUGCUGCCAACCAAGGUUCCCGUGCCAACAAUGUGAUCAAAGGGACCAAGAAAGAACAAGUCCAACAAAUCAUUAAAGAUAUUAGGGAGUUUAAGGAGGCAAGUAAGGUGGAUAAGGUGGUUGUGCUGUGGACUGCCAACACAGAGAGGUACAGUAAUGUGAUUGUGGGUCUAAACGACACCACCGAAAACCUUUUGGCUUCUCUGGACAGGAAUGAGGCCGAGAUAUCUCCUUCCACCUUAUAUGCCUUGGCUUGUAUUCUUGAAAACAUUCCUUUUAUCAACGGAAGCCCUCAGAACACUUUUGUCCCUGGGCUGAUUGAUUUGGCUAUUAAGAGGAACAGUCUGAUUGGUGGGGAUGACUUCAAGAGUGGUCAGACGAAAAUGAAAUCUGUGUUGGUCGAUUUCCUUGUUGGGGCUGGUAUCAAGCCAACGUCCAUAGUGAGCUACAACCAUUUAGGAAACAAUGACGGGAUGAAUCUCUCGGCCCCACAAACCUUCCGCUCCAAAGAGAUCUCCAAGAGCAAUGUCGUUGAUGACAUGGUUUCCAGUAACGCCAUCCUCUAUGAGCCUGGCGAGCAUCCUGACCAUGUUGUGGUCAUCAAGUAUGUGCCGUACGUGGGGGAUAGCAAGAGAGCCAUGGAUGAGUACACCUCAGAGAUAUUCCUGGGUGGGAAGAGCACCAUAGUGAUGCACAACACGUGCGAGGACUCCCUGUUGGCUGCUCCCAUCAUCCUUGAUUUGGUGCUUCUUGCUGAGCUCAGUACUCGUAUCCAGCUCAAAGCUGAGAAAGAGGGCAAAUUUCACUCCUUCCACCCUGUGGCUACUAUUCUCAGUUACCUCACCAAGGCUCCUCUUGUUCCUCCUGGCACCCCAGUUGUGAAUGCACUGUCGAAGCAGCGGGCUAUGCUUGAGAACAUACUGAGGGCUUGUGUCGGACUGGCUCCCGAGAACAACAUGAUUUUGGAAUACAAGUGAAUUACAGGGAUGGAGGGAUCGACAGGAGAUGGGUUCUUAAAGUUUACGAUUCAUAUUCCCUUAAAAUCUGUGUGAUGUUAAUGUUGGCGUGAGAAUGUUGUUAGUAACAUAGUAGGCAUUAAUUUGAUGUUUAAAUUUACCUUUUGCAGAAGGCGUUGUAUCUGUAGCCCAGUUGCGUUGGCUCAUUCUGGAGCAAGCAACUCUUUUGUAUUGUAAAAUAUAUGAAUAUAUUGUGUAUAUGCUAAUUAUCAUCUUAUCUUGGCCC
Messenger RNA from Juglans regia (Persian walnut), 1956 nucleotides. RefSeq names its product inositol-3-phosphate synthase-like. The record is from RefSeq and is a predicted model, not a curated record. The coding region runs from base 159 to 1691 and encodes 510 amino acids. Gene Ontology annotation, cellular component: cytoplasm. The transcript is spliced from 10 exons. Gene Ontology annotation, molecular function: inositol-3-phosphate synthase activity. Gene Ontology annotation, biological process: phospholipid biosynthetic process; inositol biosynthetic process. NCBI's taxonomy places the organism in Eukaryota, Viridiplantae, Streptophyta, Magnoliopsida, Fagales, Juglandaceae.